Molecule: messenger RNA, 2502 nt
Organism: Cimex lectularius (bed bug)
Lineage: Eukaryota; Metazoa; Arthropoda; Insecta; Hemiptera; Cimicidae
Exons: 2
Coding region: 1-2502 (833 amino acids)
Source: RefSeq, a predicted model, not a curated record
AUGAUAUUGCUUUUUCUUGUCGUCUUGUUCGGGGGAGGACAGAGCUUUCCGCAGAGGCUCACGAGCCAGGACUUGAUGAAGGCGAUUGUCGGACCUUCUGAGUUUUCAGACCAAAAAGGUAUCUUGGUGAAAGACUGUUGUGGAAGAGCGGAAGGUCAAGUUAAACCAACUAUACCUACUGGGGACACUACCAGGGCGACCAGAGAAGACAAAGAAUGUUGUGGUCGGCUGAGCAGCGAUAAUGACUGCUGUGGACGUGUUGAACUACAAACUAAACCAUCUGAAACUUCCGAGUGCUGUGGAAGGACAGAAGAAUCCGCCAGGCUUGCGAGGGAGGCCAAGGAAUGCUGCGGACGAUUUCUCAACGAUAAACAAGCUUGCUGCGGAACAGCCGUGCUGGUAGGGCCUUCCGGUUGCUGCGGAAGGGCAGAGGAGUGUGCUAGGAUUGCAAGGGAAGUCAAGGAAUGCUGUGGACGAAUCCAAACCGACAAAAAAGACUGUUGUGGACGAGUUGAACUUGAAUUAACUGAACCUUCUGAAGCUAAACAGGCUGAACAAUCUGAAUGCUGUGGAAGGUCAGAAGAAUCUGCAAGAGUGGCAAGAGAAGUGAAGAAAUGCUGCGGAAGACUUCACGACGGCAAAAAAGACUGCUGCGGAAGGGCUGAAGAAUCUGCCAGAGUCGCCAGGGAUAUCCAGGAAUGCUGUGGACGACUCCAUAACACGACUCAUGACUGCUGUGGAAGGGCCGAGCUUGUGGGAACGAAGAAUUGCUGUGGACGAAUCGAAGAGUCUGCCAGGGUUGCCCGUGAGGCCAAAGAAUGCUGUGGACGCCUUCACAACACAACCCAUUCUUGCUGUGGAAGAGUCGAGCUCCAAGCUUCUUUCACCGGGCCUUCUGAAUGCUGCGGAAGGACGGAGGAAUCUGUCAGAGUGGCAAGAGAAGUCAAGGACUGCUGUGGACGACUACACAACAAUACACACGAAUGCUGCGGUAGGGCUGAACUUGUGGGAACUACUGAUUGCUGCGGAAGGUCGGAAGUAUCUGCCAGGGCUGCCAGAGAAGCUAAAGAAUGCUGCGGACGAAUACAUAACACAACUCACGACUGCUGUGGAAGAGCAGAGGCGUCUUCAAGGGUUGCAAGGGAAGUCAAGGAAUGCUGCGGGCGACUCCAAACCGACAAAAAAGAUUGCUGUGGACGAGUAGAACUUGAAGCUAAACUGGCUGAACAUUCUGAAUGCUGUGGAAGAGCAAGAGAAACUGUCAGGGUUGUCAGGGCGUCCAGCAACACUACCCAUUCCUGCUGUGGACGAGCUGAACUCCAAGCCGGACUUACCGGUCCUGCGGAAUGCUGCGGAAGGACGGAAGAAUCUGUCAGAGUGGCAAGAGAGGCCAAGGAAUGCUGUGGACGACUUCACAACAAUACACACGAAUGCUGCGGUAGGGCUGAACUUGUGGGAACUUCUGAUUGCUGUGGAAGGUCGGAAGAAUCUGCCAGGGUUGCCAGAGAGGCUAAAGAAUGCUGUGGACGAUUACAUGACACAACUCACGACUGCUGUGGAAGAGCAGAGGCGUCUGCAAGGGUUGCAAGGGAAGUCAUGGAAUGCUGCGGGCGACUCCAAACUGACAAAAAAGACUGCUAUGGACGAGUAGAUCUUGAAGCUAAACUAGCUGAACAUUCUGAAUGCUGUGGAAGAGCAGCAGAAAAUGUCAGGGUUGUCAGGGCGGCCAGCAACACUACCCAUUCCUGCUGUGGACGAGCUGACCUCCAAGCCGGACUUACCGGUCCUGCGGAAUGCUGCGGAAGGACGGAAGAAUCUGCCAGAGUGGCAAGAGAGGCCAAGGAAUGUUGUGGACGACUUCACAACAAUACACACGAAUGCUGCGGUAGGGCUGAACUUGUGGGAACUUCUGAUUGCUGUGGAAGGUCGGAAGAAUCUGCCAGGAUUGCCAGAGAGGCUAAAGAAUGCUGUGGACGAUUACACGACACAACUCACGACUGCUAUGGAAGAGCAGAGGCGUCUCCCAGGGUUGCAAGGGAAGUCAAGGAAUGCUGCGGGCGACUCCAAACCAACAAAAAAGACUGCUGUGGACGAGUAGAACUUGAAGCUAAACUGGCUGAACAUUCUGAAUGCUGUGGAAGAGCAGGAGAAUCUGCCAGGGUUGUCAGGGCGGCCAGCAACACUACCCAUUCCUGCUGUGGACGAGCUGAGCUCCAAUCCGGACUUACCGGUCCUGCGGAAUGCUGCGGAAGGACGGAAGAAUCUGUCAGAGAGGCAAGAGAGGCCAAGGAAUGCUGUGGACGACUUCACAAUAAUACACACGAAUGCUGUGGUAGGGCUGAACUUGUGGGAACUGCUGAUUGCUGCGGAAAGUCGGAAGUAUCUGCUAGGGUUGCCAGAGAGGCUAAAGAAUGCUGUGGACGAUUACAUAGCACAACUCACGACUGCUGUGGAAGAGCAGAGGCGUCUGCCAGGGUUGCAAGGGAAGUCAAGGGUAAAUAA